Neltuma alba is the source of this 1242-nucleotide messenger RNA. Its product is annotated as probable terpene synthase 2. Bases 1 to 1242 code for a protein of 413 amino acids. NCBI's taxonomy places the organism in Eukaryota, Viridiplantae, Streptophyta, Magnoliopsida, Fabales, Fabaceae. Gene Ontology annotation, biological process: terpenoid biosynthetic process. The record is from RefSeq and is a predicted model, not a curated record. The transcript is spliced from 6 exons. Gene Ontology annotation, molecular function: magnesium ion binding; terpene synthase activity.
AUGUUUCUUCGAUAUGCUUCAGAAUCUAAGGAAGUUGAUGACAAUGUGGAACAUAAGGUACAGAAAGAGAAGUCAAAGAAGGUUAUAUCUUCCAACGAUCAGAGUCCUUCAGGAAAGCUAGACUUCAUUGACUGGGUCCAACGUUUGGCAGUUUCCUACCACUUCGAACAUGAAAUUGAAGACGCAUUGGCAAAGAUUCACAGCAUUUAUACCAGUAACAACAAUGUUGUUAGGCAGGAUGUGGUGAUAAUCUUCACUUUGUGGCUUUACUCUUUCGAUGUAUUUGAGAGAUUCAAGGACAUCAAGGGAAAGCUUAAUAAUGAAAGUCUCGCCGAAGACGAUGUUGAAGGAAUGUUGGCCCUGUAUGAAGCUACACAAUUGGAGGUUCCCGAAGAGAGCAUACUGGAUGAAGCUCUUCAUUUCACUUACACCUGCCUUAAAUCCCUCAUAGAUAACUACCAACUGAGCCCUUGUCUCAAUCCACGUGUCAACCACCGCUUAAGUCAGCCUCUGCACAAGAGAUUGCAUAGGCUAGAGGCAAGGCAUUACAUGUCUUUCUACCAACAGCAAGAUCCUUCCCAAAAUCAUAUAAAGUUGUUUGACUUUGCGAAACUGGAUUUCAAUAUGCUGCAGCAUUUGCAUAAAAGAGAAAUUGGCAAUAUCACCAAGUGGUGGAAAGAAACAGAGUUGCCCAAAGAGGUGCCUUAUGCCAGAGAUCAAUUGGUGGAAUCCUACUUUUGGUCUUUAGCCAUGUCUUAUGAGCCUCAACUCAGCACUACAAGAAUGAUAACUGGCAAAUUGGUUGCUAUUAUCUGUCUUCUUGAUGAUAUCUAUGACACCUAUGACUGCAUGAAAGCGGCGUUUGAAGCAGUUAUACAAGCUUGCAAUGAAAUCGACAUGGUGGCUGCAAAAGAAGGGACGUCAAAUUUUGUGAUGCCGCAUGUUAAACAAGCAUUUAUUAAUUUGGCCGAGGCAUACUUGAUGGAAGCAAAAUGGUGCAGUGAAAAGUACGUCCCAAGCUAUGAGGAGUACAAGAAUAACGGAGUUGUAUCUUCUUUUGGUCCACUUCAGAUAACUUCUUUCCUGGGCCCUGGAAACCUAGCAACCGAAGAGGUGUUUGAUUGGAUUUCCACAAAUCCAAAAAUAAUUGAAGCUGUCUCACUUAUUGGCAGACUCAUGGAUGACGUGGCCACUCAUGAGGUACAACUAAGACAAUAUGCGUGGGCAUUUAUAUACUCAUAG